This is a messenger RNA of Mycotypha africana, 1324 nucleotides long. Its product is annotated as cytochrome c/c1 heme lyase-domain-containing protein. Gene Ontology annotation, cellular component: mitochondrion. Gene Ontology annotation, molecular function: holocytochrome-c synthase activity. The record is from RefSeq and is a predicted model, not a curated record. The transcript has 4 exons. The coding region runs from base 132 to 1226 and encodes 364 amino acids. NCBI's taxonomy places the organism in Eukaryota, Fungi, Mucoromycota, Mucoromycetes, Mucorales, Mycotyphaceae. Gene Ontology annotation, biological process: cytochrome c-heme linkage.
AAUAAAGAUACCGUUCUGAAAAAAAAAAAAAAGAGAGAGAUAAAAUCGUUCUGAAUGAUCUCCCUCUGCUCUCCUUUCAUUCAGAUUCUCUUUCAACAAAUUGGGUUGAUUAAUCGACAUGAUCCAUCUCUAUGUUUUGUCCAAGUGAUAGACUGCAGUUUGGUAAAGGGGGUGGGGUGAGUGGUAGGCUAAUCAACAGAAGAAAAGGGAAAGAGCUAUCAUGGCGGAAAAUGGAGUUUUUUCUCGGUUUUUUUCUUUUCCAGACCAGGGCAAAAAGAACCCGCAAAAAAAAAAAAGAAAAAAAAAAAAAGCCUUUCCCGCUCACCCCCGCCCUCUUCCCCCACAUCCCACCCACCGUUCUGCUUUCUUUUUCUUUUUUAGCCAUAACAGCACUCACCAUGGCCAAAGACGAUACUACAAGUAACCCACCUGAAGGUUGUCCUAUGCACAAUAAGAAUGACAGCCACACGACAAAAGAAAGACCUACCACCUCCAUGCCAGAAGCAGACGGUCCUUAUUGUCCCAUGCCUUCCAAGGAACGUGAAGCACAGCAGCAACCCACCCAAAAGACCCCCACCAUUCCACCGGGAUGCCCUAUGCAUAACAAUGAAGAGGCCAUCAAUUUACUCAACAUGAUGCCCUCCCACUUGUCUCAAUCCGCGCAUAACGAGCAGACGAUCCGUUUGCCUACAGAAAGAGUCAUUUCCUCCAUUCCAAAAGCAAAAGGAGACGAUACAGCUGCGAAAUGGGAAUACCCGAGUCCUCAGCAAUUCUAUAACGCUCUCAAGAGAAAGGGAUGGGAAACACCUGAAGAAGAAAUUGAGACUAUGGUGGAUAUCCACAAUUUCUUGAAUGAAGAAGCGUGGCAGGAAGUCUUGAAAUGGGAAUCCAAGUUCAAAUGUGAUUGUGCCGAGGAUCCUUAUUUGGCCAAAUUCCAAGGACGACCCAAAGAAGUAUCACCCAAGGCAAGAUGGCAUUCAUUCUGGGGUGUACCCAGACCGUUUGACCGACAUGAUUGGUAUAUCAAACGCUGCGAUCAAGAAAGAAGAUAUGUGAUUGAUUAUUACGAAGCACCUGAGGAAGUGCCAGGUGUCCCCGUUUUUCAUUUGGAUGUGCGUCCAGCAUUAGAUGAUAUGCCCAGUGUGAUGCUACGAUUUAAAGAGGCCGCCAAAAUGAAAUGGAAUCAAUGGUUCCCUUCUCCAGCCAACGACAGCAGUAAAGGAUGAGCACCUAUGAAACCUGUCAAAUUUCUGUUUGUUGUUUGUGUGGAGUUAAAUUCGAUGCAACCCAUUUUUUUUUCUUUUUUAUCUUGCCCUUUUUUUUU